Molecule: messenger RNA, 1911 nt
Organism: Polypterus senegalus (gray bichir)
Lineage: Eukaryota; Metazoa; Chordata; Cladistia; Polypteriformes; Polypteridae
Gene: dbt
Product: dihydrolipoamide branched chain transacylase E2
Exons: 11
Coding region: 26-1483 (485 amino acids)
Cellular component (GO): cytoplasm; mitochondrion
Molecular function (GO): lipoic acid binding; acetyltransferase activity
Source: RefSeq, a predicted model, not a curated record
UUGCCUACAUCAUUUCCGGAGUAAGAUGGCGGCACUGAGGGGCUCAUUCAGGCUUCUGAGUCGCUUGGUCUGCGCACACCACUACAGCACCUACAGCAGAGGUCGCCUUAGCAGAUGUGUGUAUCUCCUGAAUCGGCCCCAGCUGAAGAUCUGUCCACAUCGGUAUUUUAGGACAACUACAGUUGCCGCCGGACAGAUUGUUCAGUUUAAACUCUCGGAUAUCGGAGAAGGAAUAACUGAAGUGACAGUAAGAGAAUGGUACGUGAAAGAAGGUGAUACUGUGUCCCAGUUUGACAGCAUCUGUGAAGUUCAAAGCGAUAAAGCAUCUGUCACCAUCACCAGCCGUUACGACGGCGUGAUUAAAAAGCUUUAUUACAGCGUCGACGACACAGCCUUCGUGGGGAAGCCGCUGGUAGACAUUGAAACGGACGCCGUGAAAGAUGGUAUUUUGGAGGAGGAUGUCGUUGAAACCCCUGCUGUUUCCCACGAGGAGCACACCCACCAAGAGAUCAAGGGCCAGAAGACACUGGCAACCCCAGCGGUCAGACGUCUCGCCAUGGAGAAUAAUAUUAAGCUGAGCGAAGUGGUCGGCAGUGGCAGGGAUGGCCGCAUCCUUAAAGAAGAUAUUCUCAACUACCUGUCGAAGCAGACGGGUGCCAUUCUGCCCCCCACUCCUGAAAUAGUGCCUCCACCACCCAGACCCACACCAGCUGCCCCACAGCCACACGACAAGGCUCCGUUGAAGCCCACUCCCGUUUCCGUAAAGCCCGUGUUUACAGGAAAGGACAGGACUGAGCCACUGAAAGGUUUCCAGAAGGCAAUGGUGAAAACGAUGACUGCUGCCCUAAAGAUACCCCACUUUGGUUACUGCGAUGAGGUGGACCUGACCAGGCUUGUUCAGCUGCGCCAGGAACUAAAGUCAUUGUCGGAGUCCCGGGGUGUCAAGCUCUCCUACAUGCCCUUCUUCAUAAAGGCCGCCUCCCUGGGUUUGCUGCACUUCCCGAUUCUGAAUGCUUCAGUGGAUGAAAGCUGCCAGAACAUCACUUACAAGGCAUCACACAACAUUGGCCUGGCAAUGGACACGCAGCAGGGGCUCAUCGUACCGAAUGUGAAGAACGUCCAGCUCUUAAGCGUCUUUGACAUUGCAGCAGAACUGAACCGCCUUCAAGCUUUAGGAGCCAGUGGACAGCUGGGGACGAAUGACUUGACUGGAGGGACGUUCACCGUGUCCAACAUCGGAUCUAUUGGCGGGACUUACGCUAAGGCAGUGAUUCUGCCCCCUGAGGUGGCGAUUGGAGCACUUGGAAAAAUUCAGGUUCUCCCGAGAUUCAACGAGAGAGGCGACGUCGUGAAAGCCCACCUGAUGAACGUGAGCUGGUCAGCCGACCACAGGAUCAUCGACGGAGCCACAAUGUCCCGCUUCUCCAAUCUGUGGAAGUCGUACUUGGAGAACCCUGCCGCCAUGCUCAUGGACCUGAAGUGAAGGCUGCCAUCCAUCCCUUCGCCCCUGGAGGUUUGCUCAGCAGGCGUCUGAUUGUUUUUCUUGUCCUUUUUGUGUUUUUUUGUUUUGUCUCCUUCCACUGGGAUUCUUGAACGGUGGCCCAUCAAGACGUGUGCCUGUUGACGAUAACACUUUUCAUUCUGGUAGCGCCAGACUAGAGCACAAGUGAGGACGUGAUGCCAGCCCUGGACUAGAAGUGCCGGGAUCUCAGAUGCACAAUCCUCGUUAGCCUCUCGGUUAUUUAUUUGGAGUUGGACAUGAGGGAAUUGUAUUGUUGAUGGUUGGACAGAGAACAAGGGGAACAAAAAUAAAAUAAAACCGCAUACACAAUAUUGUGCAGUGAGUGACCGAGAAAACUGCUGUCUUCAUUUAAUCUGAGCUCUCAAUAAACUAACUGAGUUAAGGACUCG